GCAAACCAAAACGAUAUCCGAGACUAUGUGAAUUACUGCAUCAAUACUAAUUCUCGUCUGAAAAGGUUCUGCGAUUUGAGUUCGGAGCUUAGACAGGAGAUCCUAAGUAUCAUAAUCGAGCAGUCAGGGGGGAUGUUCCUCCUUGUCAAAUUGCACAUGGAAUCUCUCGAAACCGACGACGUGAUCACUCUCUUCGAUGUUCGGACUAAACUCGCUAGUUUUAACAACAAUCUCACAGACAAGUACCAGGACAUGAUGGAUCGAAUCGGCAAACAAACGCUACUGCGUCAGGAGAUAGCGAUUAGUACACUGGCGUGGAUCACGUACGCUCAGCGUCCUUUAACCGUGGAUGAACUACGGCAUGCCCUCGCCGUAGAUCUGAAAGACGGCUUCUUCAAGCCGGAAAAGCAACCUCUCUCCGACGACAUUACGGCGUUUUGCUGUGGGAUGGUCAUAGUGGAGAAAAACUUUCUCCAAUUUGUACACAAUACCGCGGCUGAGUUCAUGCAAGGGUUGAAACAAACGGACGAACGCUUCGCCAACUUUGACACCACUAUCUCUCGCGUCUGUGCUGCUUACCUGUGUAUCCCUGAGCUUGAACAGCCUGACGACACUGUCAAUAAUAUGUCCUAUGCUACUGACCUGCAUGGAUGGUCACCAGAGAUGUAUGAUGAUAGAGAGAUGUUUAUGAUACAGAGCGGCAAGUCCACCAAACAUCUCGGAAACAGAAGGACACCAGAGAAACUUACAUUCACAACCAAACUCCGAAUAUAUCCAUUGGUUGAAUAUGCUGCAAAGUACCUGGGCCACCACCUUCGAGCCAUGUCGGACGUAAACCUCGUUGCUGCAAACGAUGCCUUGAACAAGACCGCCACUAUCCUCGAAGAGAGACCCAAGCGCAAAUUCUAUGAACGACUGCUGAACGAGGCGGAGUCGUACCCACCUCAAGCCUUAUUACAAGGAAUGUUUUCUUUCUUCAGGGCCGAGUCUGAGUCUGAGUUCAGGUUUGAGUCCGAGUUGGAGUGGGAGUCUGACCUUGACGGUGAUCUUGAACCUGAACUCGAUAUAGAUAACUCGUCUUUGCCUAGUGAUGGCAGUGAGCAUGACCCUUUAAUGACCCAACCAUGUGUCAAUUCUAGGGCACGCUCUAUUUCCCCUAAUGUCGAAACGGCUAACUCGGAGGAGCCAGCAGGUCGAGAGGUGACUUCUCUCCACCUUGCCGCUCACCUCGGCGUUCCACAUCUAGUAAAGAAACUUCUCUCGGAUUCAUCUCUAAUCUAUGUAAAGGACUUUGAUGGCUGCACCCCGCUUUCUAUCGCUCUCGCAGCAUGUCACAUCGACACGGCUCUCGUGAUUCUUGAAGCUGGUGCAACGCUGGAUCUCUUUUCGACUGAAGGAUGUCAGCUGCUGCUCAUUGCUGCUCAAUCAAACUCUUCAGCUGGCGCCGUGGUACGCCGUAUCCUCAAAGAAGCUCUCCUGAUCCGUGGCCAAGGAGGGAAUUUCAUAGUCGAAUUCCUUAUCUGGUUGUGGCGCUUCAGCGCCACUAAGGCACUGUAUUACUCAGCUCAAGUUGCGAGAAAAUGCCAAAAGGGAUGGGCGAGACUGACCCGAAGGUGGCCUAAAGAACUGAGUCGUUUGGAAAGAACACUACAAACAGCUCGAAGUCAUACUUCGACCGAACCGGCACCAUUCACUGCAAAAAGGAGGUCAAUCACCUUCGUAGACUUGCCAGCCGAAAACGGAGCGACUGGGCUUGUCUCGGCUCAGACUUCCCAUACAUCGCGGGCGAGACGGGUGGCGAGGACAUACAGUGAGGCGGUUCUACCUCCUGGUGAAUAUAAGAAGCGAAAUUACUUGAAAUUGGUGACAGCGGCCUUCAAGAAUGAUAUAGCGACUAUGAAGAGCCUAAUCGAGACAAAACAAGUAACUCUAUGCAAAAGUGAGGAAACCCGGGGCUACCAUUCAUUGCUCGUUAACUUAGCUCUGUUCCUGGCCGUGGAGCGUAAAGAGAUCGAUGGAGUGAAGCUUUUAGUGGAGGGAGGAGUCGAUGUUGAUUCUCGCGACUAUGAUUUCCGUACACCACUACACCGCGCUGUCGCACGACGAAAAACCAAACUAGUCAAGUUCUUGCUGGAAAAGAAGGCGAAUGUAAAUGCCAAAGAUCUGAAAGGAGAUACCCCGUGGGUACUAGCUAUUUUGAAUAAGGACAUGGAUAUGUCGAAACUACUGAUUCAACACGGAGCAGACGUGAAUACCCAGGGCCCAGAUGGGGACAACAUGCUUUACAAGGCGGCAGCUUGUGGGAAUACCAACGAGGUGCGAUUUCUUCUUAGCCAAGGGGUAAACCCUUCAAUGACUACGGACUUUUUCUGGGCGCCUCUCCAUUGGGCGGCGGCAAAUGGACAUAUCGAGUGCGUUAAGUUGCUUUUAGAGGCCAGAGCUGAGGUGUCACCGGUGAGCGACACAUUUAAGACGCCUUUAGACUUGGUCAUCGAACGCGAGAAAGUCGAAAUUGAACAGCUGCUGAGGAGCAAGGGCGCUAAAUGUGGCAGUGAAAUUCAAGAGGAAAGGGGCGGAUCAAGAUAUUCAUACUAGGAUAUACCGGGAGUGAAAAUGGAGAUGAGGAUGAAGAUUACUAACCUAUGAGUGGAAGUAGGUAAUGUUAGGUCGUCUCAAGGAGUGAUGAUUAAGACAAAGUUAGCUCGGAGACUUUGAUGGAACGUUAGUCUGAUAAAUCGGAUGAAAUGGAAGCUGUUACUUCCUGCGGCAGGUAAUACUGGGUAACGCCGUCGGUCCGGGCGGAGCCGAAUAAUCCGCCCGACCAAUCAAAUCUAGCAAAAUCGCCCAGAUCGCGUCAUAUCCAU
This is a messenger RNA of Annulohypoxylon truncatum, 2864 nucleotides long. RefSeq lists its product as uncharacterized. Gene Ontology annotation, molecular function: protein binding. Lineage: Eukaryota; Fungi; Ascomycota; Sordariomycetes; Xylariales; Hypoxylaceae. The record is from RefSeq and is a predicted model, not a curated record. Bases 133 to 2595 code for a protein of 820 amino acids. The transcript is spliced from 3 exons.